AUGGCAGGGAGAGAUAAUUCCAAAAACAAAAUCCCAGCAUUGUCUUCAGAUAUAAAAAUGAAGAAGAGGGGUAGGCCUCCAGGGUCGAAGUCAAAUCGAGGUCGAGGACGUUCUCCUUCUCCUAGCCCUUCCGGAUUUCGAGGAAGUUCUCCUUCUCCUAGCCCUUCCGGAUUUCGAGCAUGUUCUCCUUCUCCUGGCCCUUCCGGAGUUCCACCAAAUACAGUUUCUAACGUUGAACUUUUCUUUGAUGAUAUAGUGAAGAAAUUUAACAAAGAAGUCAAAUCUUGUGUUCUUGUUACAAGUUUUUCAGAUUUGGUUUUUUGGUCUGUGAUUUUUCAAAACUUGAUUUGCUUGGUGGUGGACAUGCAAACAGAGACUGGAACAGACUUAGUCGCUUACCAGAUCACUGUGAAUAUUGGGGAGGACUUGGUAGACAAGGUAUCAAGAAUUGCUAAAAGAUCCUCUCAAACCGUUUGCAUACUUUCUGCUGUGGGUUCCAUAUCGAGCGUUGUCUUUCGCAAGCCCGGUCUUCCAAGUACUGAUACUGUGACGUGGGAGGGUUGCUUUGAUAUUUUGUCACUAUCUGGAAACUAUACCUUUGGCCCUGGUCAGGAGAAUGUGCAUGGAGGACAUAACUACUGUAACCUUACAAUAUCUGAUUGUCGUGGAACAGUUUUUGGAGGUUCUGUUGUGGGACCAAUGAUUGUGGCUUCCCCUGUUUAUCUUACGCUUGGCACUUUCAAGCUAGGGAGUGCGGGAAAAACGACAAUACCCGCAUGUGCUACUGCUCCAACAACAUCUGGACCUCUUCUCAUUCCUAAAACAGAGUAUCAAGAAUUAGAGAGUCUCACUACUCCUAAAACAGCUGAUAAAACUUCAGAGUGUGACAUUACUCCUAAAACAGCUGAUAAAACUUCAGAGAGUGUCACUACUCCUAAAGAAACUGAUAAACCAACAGAAAAUGUUACUUCUACCUCGAGAGACGGCGAAGAUCCAAAUGGAGAAGGCGAAAAACAGAGUGUCACUCCUAAAAUAACUGAUAAACCACAGGAGGAACUCAGUUCUGAAACAGUUGAUAAACCACCUGAGAAUGUCACUCCUUCAACAUCUGAUAAACCACCUGAGGAUGUCACUCCUGCAACAUCCGAUAAACCACCUGAGGAUGUCACUCCUGCAACAUCUGAUAAACCACCUGAGGAUGUCACUCCUGCAACAUCUGAUAUACCGUCCUGAGAAUGUCGUUGCUUCAACAUCUGAUACAUCUUUACCUGUUUUGAUGUGCUGCUUCGAUAAAGCAUCAGACGAUGUUCCAAUGCAUCGCAACUAUAGCGGUGACAUGGAUUGCAGAUAAUGCAAACUAUUUCAGGCUAAAGAAUCUAGGGGGCCGCUGUAUAGGUGAAAUACUUUUUUUUUUAGUUUUCUUAGGAGGAGAUCUUAGCUAGCUGAUAAGAAGCUUUUUUUAGGGAAUCACUGCUCUGCCUUUUUAGACAGGGGAGUUAUAACCUUUACCAUUUUGUUGUCUUUUGCUCCUGCA
Vigna angularis (adzuki bean) is the source of this 1534-nucleotide messenger RNA. RefSeq lists its product as uncharacterized. The record is from RefSeq and is a predicted model, not a curated record. Bases 1 to 1233 code for a protein of 410 amino acids. The transcript has 6 exons. NCBI's taxonomy places the organism in Eukaryota, Viridiplantae, Streptophyta, Magnoliopsida, Fabales, Fabaceae. Gene Ontology annotation, molecular function: minor groove of adenine-thymine-rich DNA binding.